AUGGUAGCAAAACAACCAAAAUCAGGUUUAUUUAUAGGCUUAAAUAAAGGUCAUAAAGUAACGCCUAGAGAAUAUAGACCAAAACCUUCUCGAAGAAAAGGGAAAAUAUCUAAUAAAACAAAAUUUGUGAAAGAUUUGAUUCGUGAAGUAGUUGGUUAUGCACCAUAUGAAAAACGUGUUAUGGAAUUGUUGAAAAAUUCUAAAGAUAAACGUGCUAGAAAAAAAGUCGAAGAACUUAGUAAUAUUAUUGCAGAAUCUCGCCGUGCUCAUUAA
This is a messenger RNA of Entrophospora sp. SA101, 273 nucleotides long. Lineage: Eukaryota; Fungi; Glomeromycota; Glomeromycetes; Entrophosporales; Entrophosporaceae. The record is from the annotation of a GenBank genome assembly.